AUGACCCGGUACAAGAGCACUCCCCUGUACGGCGGCGCCCUGGUCUGCGACUUGCCAGAGAAGUUUGCCGACGUGAGCAAACUGCGCGAAGUUCCCGACAACCAGGAAGUCUGGAUCGACCAGGACGGGUUCACCAGCAUCAUCUUUGACAUUACUGAGCGCGUCGGUCCCGCCGGCAGCAGCCCCGAGAUUGACGGUCGCGCCAUGACAACGCAUCUCGAGGAGCUCGUCGGCGAGGACAUUGAUACCGUCAAGGUCUGGAACACGACCGAGACAUCCUUUUCACGACUUAGGUGGGUGGCUAUCUUCGCCAGGCUCACAUAUUCCCUAACACGGCGAUACCCCCUGAGCAGCACCGAGGUCCCCGCGUACACCCUCAUCGCGACGCAAACCCCAAAGUCCAAGUCCGGCUCCGCGGCCCCUGACUUUACUGCCAUCAUCCUCACCUUGCUACGUCUCGAGAAAGAAUCCACCGACAUUCUCAUCACCAUCAACGUGCCUCACAUCAAGGGCGAGUACGACGAGGAGGACGUCGAUCUGGAGCUGGGCAAGCAGGGCAAGCUUAUUGGUGACGCCGUCGAGUAUGCGGCGCGCAUCUGGGAGACCUUCAAGGUCAAGGACUGGACUCUGUUCGCCGAGGUUUAG
Colletotrichum gloeosporioides is the source of this 645-nucleotide messenger RNA. Its product is annotated as Nuclear import protein mog1. The record is from RefSeq and is a predicted model, not a curated record. Gene Ontology annotation, biological process: protein import into nucleus. The transcript has 3 exons. Gene Ontology annotation, molecular function: small GTPase binding; guanyl-nucleotide exchange factor activity. Gene Ontology annotation, cellular component: nucleus. The coding region runs from base 1 to 645 and encodes 214 amino acids. NCBI's taxonomy places the organism in Eukaryota, Fungi, Ascomycota, Sordariomycetes, Glomerellales, Glomerellaceae.